UUAAUAUCACUGUCUGUGUUAUAUACCUAUGCAGCACACCUGUUCCCAGUGUAUUAUGUAACUGAUUGGACCUGUUCUGUAAGUUUAAUGUUGUAAGGAUGAAGCUUUACUGAGCAUUGCUAAACAGGUUAAAAGUUUUGUUGUGGCAGUUUAAAUUAUAACUAGCUUUAGAAUACGGCAGCUGAAGUUUAUUUUAAUUUUGUAACUGAUUCAUGAGUCAACAGGUGUCUUGAAAACUCAGGUUUUUUUGUGUUUCACAAGCCAAUAAACAGGAAGAGUUUGUUCGUUUGUUUGCAUCCACCACCAUUGGGUUUCCAGUUCGCUGUCCAUACUUCCUGCCCUGGCACACUUCACCUAACACAACGCAGAGGCCGCUUUGGGGCUCACCGCUGGGAAGAAAAGACAGAAAAAAUCAUGGCAACACCUGUAGACCUGCUGGCAGCAUUGGAUGAUUUGGCAGAUGAAGAGUUCAAAAGGUUCAAAUGGUUCCUGGUGCAGACUGACAUCUUGGAAGGCUUCCUACCAAUCUCAAAGAGCCAAUUACAGAAUGCAGACAGGAUGGACACAGUGGAUGAGAUCAUAGACACCUACAACAAAAAUGCUAUGAAGGUGACCAUUAAGGUUUUGAAGAUGAUCAAAAAGAAUGACCUCGUGCAGCGUUUAUCAAGCAUUAGCUCAACAUCCAAAGAGACUCUCAAUGAUUGCCAGCGUAAACUCAAAUCCAACCUGAGGAAGAAGUUUCAGUAUUUCUUUGCGCAAGCCACAAAAUCUGGAAAGCCGAUGUUGAUGAAUGAGAUUUACACUGAGCUCUAUAUCACGGACAAAAUAUCUGGAGAGGUCAACAUGGAACAGGAUAAAAUACAAACUGUUUAUUUGAAAAACACUAUCAGUAUAGAAGACUUCUUUGAACCCUUGCCUGGUCAGGAUGGAUCAGUUAGAACAUUAAUGACAAAAGGAGUGACUGGUAUUGGAAAAACAGUCUUGACACAGAAGUUGGCCUUGGAUUGGGCUGAAGACAAAGUCAACGACAAAAUACAGUUCAUAUUUCCAUUCACCUUCAGAGAGUUGAAUCUGCUAAAGGAGAAAAACUACAGCUGGGUGGAACUCCUUCAUCACUUCUUUGCUGACACCAAAGAAGCAGGGAUAUACAGUUUUGAUAAACUCCAGAUUGUGUUUAUCCUUGAUGGUCUGGAUGAGUGUCAACUUUCCUUGGACUUCCACAACAACGAUAUCCUGACUGAUGUUACUGAGUCAGCUUCAGUGGAUGUGCUGCUAACAAACCUCAUCAUGGGGAAACUGUUCCCUUCUGCCCUCUCCCUUCAGGUAAGAGGGUUCACUAAUCCAAAGAAGGAAGAGUACUUCAGGAAGAGAUUCAGAAACAAUAAGGAGUUGGCCAGCAGAAUCAUUAACCACAUGAAGGCAUCAAGAAGUCUCCACAUCAUGUGCCACAUCCCAGUCUUCUGUUGGAUCACUGCAACAGUUCUGGAAGAUGUGUGGAAAACCAAUGACAGUGGAGCGCUGCCCACGACCCUGACUGAGAUGUACAUCCAUUUUCUAUUAGAUCAGUCCAAACUGGCGGAUAUCAGAUAUGACGGAAGAGCUGAGACAGAUCCACUCUGGAACACCAGUAAGAUGAUCCUGUCUCUGGGAAAACUGGCUUUUGAGCAGCUGGAGAAAGGCAACCUCAUCUUCUGUGAAGCAGAUCUUAUAGAGUGCAGCAUUGAUAUAAGAGCUCUCUCUGUCUACUCGGGAGUGUUUUCACAGAUCUUUAAAGAGGACCAUGGGCUAAACCAGGACAAACUUUUCAGCUUUGCCCAUUCAAGCUUUCAGGAGUUUCUGGCUGCUCUUCAUGUCAUUGUGUCAUUCAUCAACUCUGGUGUCAACCUCUUGUCUGAAAAACAAUCAAGCUCCCAACAGUCUGCACUCAACACAGAGCAAUCUGCAAUUAAACUCCUCUUCCAGAGUGCAGUCAACAAGGCUUUACAGAGUUCAAAUGGAAAACUGAACUCCUUCCUCCGCUUCCUCACUGGCCUCUCGCUGCAGACCAAUCAAACACUUCUUCAGGACCUAAUGAAACAACAAGGAAGUAGCUCACAGAGCGCUGAGGACAUAGCCCAGUACAUCAAAAAGAAGAUCAGGGAGAACCCCUCUCCAGAGCAAAGCAUCAACCUAUUCCACUGUCUUAAUGAGCUGAAUGAUCAUUCUGUAGUGGAGGAGAUCCAACAGUACCUCAGUUCAGGAUGUGUUUCCUCAGGCAGUCUCUCUCCUGCUCAGUGGUCAGCUCUGGUCUUUGUAUUACUUUCAUCAGAGGAUGAGUUGGAUGUGUUUGACCUGAAGAAAUUCUGUCCUUCAGGUGAAGGUCUUCUGAGGUUGCUUCCAGUGGUUCAAGCCUCCAGAGUAUCUCUGCUGAGUGGCUGUAAGCUGUCUCAGGGAAGCUGUGAAACUAUAGCCUCAGCUCUUAGCUCCCAGACCUCUAAUCUGAGAGAGCUGGAUCUAAGUUACAACAACCAUUUGGGGCAUUACUACACCUACUUGCUACGAGAUGUUUUGGAAAAUCAACAUUGUAAACUGGAAAUCCUCAGGCUGAGUUGCUGUGGUCUGCGAUCUGGGAGUUGUGAAUUUCUGUCUACAGUUCUCAGUUGUCAGUCCUCCAGUCUUAGAGAGCUGGACCUUAGUAACAACGACCUGGGGGACUCAGCAGUGAAGGUGCUCUCUCUGGGGUUGGAGAGUCCACACUGUAGACUUGAAGCUCUCAGCUCCAAGUCUUCCAGUCUGUCACAGCUGGACCUGAGUAUGAACAACCUGCAGGAUUCAGGAGUGUUGGUGUUCAGUGCCGGACUGGAGAGUCCACACUGUAAACUGGAAACUCUCAGGUUAAGUACUUGUAACCUGUCAGGAAAAAGCUGUGAAACUCUGGCCUCAGUUCUCACCUCCCAGACCACCAGCUUGAAAGUGUUGGACUUGAGUAACAACAAUCUGCAGGAUUCAGGAGUGAAGCUCCUUUCUGCUGGACUGGAGAGUCCACACUGUAACAUAGAAACGCUCAGGUUGAGUGACUGUAAGCUGUCUGAGAGAAGCUGUGGAGCUCUGGCCUCAGCUCUCAGCUCCCAGACUUGCAGUUUGAAAGAGCUGGACCUGAGUACCAACGACGUGCAGGAUUCAGGAGUAAAACUUCUUUCGGCCGGACUUGAGAGUUGUCAAUGUAGACUGGAAACCCUCAGGCUGUCCGGCUGUCAGGUCACAGAAGAAGGCUGUGCUUCUCUGGCCUCAGCUCUGAGCUCCAACCCUUCCCAUCUGCGAGAGCUGGACCUGAGCUACAAUCAUCCAGGAGACUCAGGAGUGACACUUCUCUCUGCUGGACUGGAGGAUCCAAACUGGAGACUGGAUACUCUAAAAGUGGACCAAGGUGGAGUGCAGAGGUUAAAAUCUGGGCUGUCGAAGUAUGCCUGUGAACUCACACUGGACCCAAACACUGCACACAGAAGUCUGUUACUCUCUGAGAACAACAAACAGGUGAAAUGUGUGGAGGAGGAACAGCCUUAUCGUUAUCAUCCUGAAAGAUUUGAUCAGUGCCAACAGUUGAUGUGUAGAAAUGGUUUGACUGGUCGCUGUUAUUGGGAAGUUGAGACUAAGGGAUCAUAUCGUAUCACAGUAGCUUACAGAGGAAUCAGCAGGAGAGGAGACGCUUGUGAAUGCAUGUUUGGAAGGAAUGACAAGUCCUAUGGUCUGUACUCGAAUUAUACUGGUCACAUAUUUUGGUUCAAUAAGACAGAAACAAUUAUUUGUAUCACUAGCAAAGAAACUAACAAAGUAGCAGUGUAUCUGGACUGGCCUGCUGGCACGCUGUCCUUCUACAGAGUUUCUCUGAAACACAUCUACACCUUCUACACCAGAUUUACAGAACCCCUCUAUCCUGGGUUUAGCUUUGACUUUUUGAAUGACCCUGUCAGGGUUGAAUACUCAUUGUGUCAGACAGAUGAGGAAACCAAUCAUCUGACAUCUAGCACAGAAUUCUAAGUGUGAUCAAGAAUAAAAUUACCCAAUUCAGGGUGACCUUUAAGGAUGGUUAGUUUGCAUUCACAGUAACUUACUACAGCUCUGCUGCAGUAAACAAGCAUUAAAAAAUGAGGCUGUUGUCAAUGAGAUAAAAUUACACUGGACUACAUACAUGCCUCGUUUCCUGUGAAUCACUCGUGCAUGGGAAAGCAUCUUGAAUCCAGCGUGGGCUUGGCGGACUCCACCACUAACAAUGAAAAAAAAAGAGAGGGAAUUAGUGAAUGUAAAACUAAAUGUGAUUUUAGGGUUAGUAGGGCUGUAGGUCAAAACGCAGCUUCCUUACUUUCACUUACUAUUUUGAGGGCAUAAGUGCAUUCACACUGAGAAGUAUGGCAAAAUGCAGUAUACUGUGAGUACCCGGAUGGUGCGCUCAUAAUGGCUAAAAAGUUGUGUGGAACGGUUGACACUUGUCACCCUCAACGGCCGCCAUUUUAGCUACGUAAGGAAGGGGCGGGACCAACCACACAGGAGAAGCGAAAAGAGGCAGAGAGAGAGGCCAACAACAGAAUGUCUUUUACAAGUUUUGUACACUAUUUCACUCUUGAGAAGUUUUGCAGAUGUUGAAUAUUGACAGUUUUAUGAAAAGUGAUGUUGGAUCAAAAAUGUGCUUGAAGCCUAAAUUGGAAUCGGCAGGUCAGGGCUUUAAUGAAAUCGGUAAUUGAAAUAAACAUAAACACAAAGCAAGAUAAACAAACUUAACAUGUUUUUUCCCUGCUGUUUGACUUCAUUUAUUGUUAUGAACUGUUUUAAUGCUGGGUGGUGAAGCCAAAACAUUUUUUCCACAGUGUGGACAAUAAAGCUUCUUCCUAUGUAUGAAUGCAGCACUGUGUAUAUCUCUAAACGCUGACUUCAUUUUGCUCUCCUCAUGUUAGAGUAAAAUGUAAAAAAUAAAAAUGAAAUCAUGUUGCUGAAGGUCCAUCCAUCCAUCACAAUCUCUGGGACCACCAUUUCGGCUCUACCACCCCUAAGCUCAUUCUCCUAGCUAUGAUGCUACAGAUGCAGCUAUCAGUCUCCUCUAUCUUAUCCUCAAGCAUUACAGCUGGACUAGACACACAUUUUAAAAGCGUGCUGUACCCUUCACCUCCUCCACUAGCCCUUAGGUAGAUGACUUUGUGUUUUCCUUUACUGACAAGGUGAUGGCUGUCAGUGUCCAAUACACCACCACACCACAGUGUAUUUCAUUCCAUUACGGGUUUGUCGUUUUCUGCAUUUUCUCUCAUCAAAAUUCUGCUCUUGAGUCAUCUCCACCAAUUACCCUCUGCACCCUAUUCCCUCCAAGCUUUUCAUCACCCGUUCACAAUCAUGUCAAAUUAUACAGGUUUUACUGUCUUCGGAUACAUUCCCAAUGAUAUUUAAGCAGCUGUGUGAAACUUUUACUAGGAGGUUUAUGAACAUUAUUUCCAUCACAGUUUUUCUUUUGUUUUUGUUUUGAUUCCUACACAGAGAAAGAAUGAUUGUAUUUCUGUCUUCCACAUUAAAGAACAACUGAAAAGAC
Micropterus dolomieu (smallmouth bass) is the source of this 5551-nucleotide messenger RNA. Its product is annotated as NACHT, LRR and PYD domains-containing protein 12-like. NCBI's taxonomy places the organism in Eukaryota, Metazoa, Chordata, Actinopteri, Centrarchiformes, Centrarchidae. Gene Ontology annotation, molecular function: protein binding. The record is from RefSeq and is a predicted model, not a curated record.